UCUUGUCUACUGAGGGAGCCCGGAAUCACUGAGCUGCGGUAGGAGUGGCGUGGACCGGCAGGCGCCGCGGAAACGGAUUGUGGCGGACCAGAAUAAUUUUAAAAUGACCACACCGAACAAGACGCCUCCUGGUGCUGAUCCUAAGCAGUUGGAAAGGACAGCGACAGUGAGGGAAAUUGGGUCGCAAGCUGUUUGGUCACUCUCUUCGUGCAAACCAGGGUUUGGUGUGGACCAAUUACGAGAUGACAAUCUAGAAACUUACUGGCAAUCUGAUGGCUCUCAGCCUCAUUUAGUGAACAUCCAAUUCAGAAGAAAAACAACAGUGAAGACAUUGUGUAUUUAUGCAGACUAUAAAUCUGAUGAAAGCUACACUCCAAGCAAAAUCUCAGUCAGAGUAGGAAAUCAUUUUCACAACCUUCAAGAAAUUCGGCAACUUGAAUUGGUGGAGCCAAGUGGCUGGAUUCACGUACCUUUAACUGACAAUCAUAAGAAGCCAACUCGCACGUUCAUGAUACAGAUCGCCGUUUUAGCCAAUCACCAAAAUGGAAGAGACACCCACAUGAGACAGAUUAAGAUAUACACACCAGUGGAAGAGAGCUCUAUUGGAAAGUUCCCUAGAUGCACAACCAUUGAUUUUAUGAUGUAUCGCUCAAUACGGUGACUUGAAAAUGGGACAGAAGUAAAGUAGACAUGUGUUUUAUCCUGUCGUUGGAUAUUGUAUCAAAUAUCUUUAAUGGUAAAGCAUGUUAUUUCAUUUUAUAUACAUUUAAAACACUUUAACUUAGAUAAAUAAUUUUUUGGUAAUGCCUGUUUAUUGUUUUAUACAAUAAAGUUCAUAUUUUAUAUUACUAAAA
This is a messenger RNA of Microtus ochrogaster (prairie vole), 854 nucleotides long. It is a transcript of the gene Anapc10, whose product is annotated as anaphase promoting complex subunit 10. The record is from RefSeq and is a predicted model, not a curated record. Gene Ontology annotation, cellular component: anaphase-promoting complex. Lineage: Eukaryota; Metazoa; Chordata; Mammalia; Rodentia; Cricetidae. Gene Ontology annotation, biological process: anaphase-promoting complex-dependent catabolic process; protein K11-linked ubiquitination.